Coprinopsis cinerea okayama7#130 is the source of this 1269-nucleotide messenger RNA. RefSeq lists its product as hypothetical. Lineage: Eukaryota; Fungi; Basidiomycota; Agaricomycetes; Agaricales; Psathyrellaceae. Bases 1 to 1269 code for a protein of 422 amino acids. The transcript is spliced from 3 exons. The record is from RefSeq and is a predicted model, not a curated record.
AUGAAAAAACACCCCACUCCAGUCCGCCCUUUCCGCGUUGACUACACUCUCCCCCAGUCCCUCCGCCUUGCCCUCCUGUAUGGUCGCUACUGCCAGCACGCCUAUCAUCGCUUUCAAAACCCUCGUCACAAGAUCCCCACGUUCUCUGCAAUUCCCAUUGAAAUCAAGAGUGAAUUGCACCAGCUGGUCUCGGUCAUCUACCAGGCAACACGCACCAGUAUUCAGUCCUGCCCUACCUUCGGUCACCUACUGUUAAGCUUCUUCUCUCCUCUUCCCCUAGUCAAUGUCCGCCAUCUCAAAGUCAGGGAAUAUGAGCCUGGAUUUCUUCCCCGCUCCGAUUUCCAGACCCAGAAUCCUCCCGCUGGCGGGUUUGUUCGUUUUCCUCGAGGGUCCGACCACCAUACGAUCCAAAUCGGUCCGGCCAUCUACUACGAUGACGAUGGGCAUCCCGUCGCAUACCAUCUUCCUUCCGCCAUUCAGCAACAUCGUCUAGAAUUACUCAACUUGCAUAUCGAACUGUCGGCUAACCGACGGAGGGAAUCGAUCGACCCAGCCACCCCUUUUAUGUCAAUCGACGAAACAUGCGCAUCGCCCCAAGGUUUUCUAUAUACGCACGAUGAUCUGGUUAACGGUUGCGCUCGCCUGGCACCAGCACAUCUCAUAGACGAGGGAAGGGGUCUCUUUUCUCCCUCUCCGGUCCUCCUUGAGUCCAGGUAUCGGGGAAUGAGACUUCUCGACGAACUCUCAGAAACUUUCGCCAUCAUUGGGGCAGCCAUUUCCGUGAUCCACCCACCAUCGUUCUUCGCCGGACUUCAAGCUCUAGAACAGCUCUCAAAGCCAUCCAAAUCCGUGACCCCUCAGUACAUCGUCACUGACGUCCUCUCCCUCUGGACAUCCCCCCACUCUUUAUUCCGCAUAUACAACAAUUACAACUCCGGUGUUCGUCGGGAAGAUGUCACACCACCCCUCGCCUUCGAUACCAUUCUCUCUGCGGGAACUUCCCAGAUCAACCGCUUUGUUUGCCCCAACCUAGGGCACGAAUUUUACUUUCAUCCAGGUACGCUAUUCAUUGGCAUGACUCGCAUUCUUUACCAUGGAUGGACAGCGGCUGGUUACGACCCACACAUUGUGGCCAUCGCCUCUUUUGACGAGGCUGUGAUGAAGCGUACCAUCCCCGAUGACAUGCACCUCUUCAGUCGCAAAUGGAGUCCUGCGGAAUAUAGUUCACUUUCACCGGAAUUGGGUCUGGAUCGCGACACUGACAUGUAG